Molecule: messenger RNA, 4302 nt
Organism: Conger conger (European conger)
Lineage: Eukaryota; Metazoa; Chordata; Actinopteri; Anguilliformes; Congridae
Gene: slc23a4
Product: solute carrier family 23 member 4
Exons: 12
Coding region: 108-1940 (610 amino acids)
Biological process (GO): transmembrane transport
Cellular component (GO): membrane
Molecular function (GO): transmembrane transporter activity
Source: RefSeq, a predicted model, not a curated record
ACUCUCUUCCCCUCUCCCUCUUUGUCUUCCCUCCUCUCUCCCAGCUGGUCUCUCUCCCAACGCCAGCUGAAGUCUCCUGGCUACACCUGAGCGUUCACACUUGACUCAUGGCUCCAGAGAAGGAAAGUAAUGGUCUGGACAACUACGCAUUUUCUAUUGAUGGUGUGGAACAUUUCUGUGAACUGCCUGAUGAGAAAGCUACAGAAGAGCCGAAGCAAUCGGAGACAGAGCGCAGGACGAAACUGGUCUAUUGUGUGACGGAUGUUCCCCCCUGGUACCUAUGCAUUAUCUUAGGCAUUCAGCACUGCCUGACAGCAUUUGGAGGGAUACUUGCUAUCCCCCUCAUCCUGUCCCAGGGGUUGUGUCUACAACACGAUGGCCUGACCCAGAGUAAUCUGAUCAGCACCAUCUUCUUUGUCUCAGGGAUGUGCACCCUGCUACAAGUCACCUUUGGGAUCAGGUUACCCAUCCUUCAGGGGGGGACCUUCACGUUCCUGGCCCCCUCCAUGGCUAUGCUGUCUAUGCCUGAGUGGAAGUGCCCAGCCUGGACUGAGAAUGCCACACUGGUCAACACCUCUUCUCCCGUUUUCAUUGAGGUGUGGCAGAGCCGCAUUAGAGAGCUCCAGGGAUCCAUCAUGGUAGCAUCUUGCUUACAGGUCCUGGUGGGCUUCUCUGGCCUCAUUGGUCUGUUCAUGAGGUUCAUUGGUCCCCUGACUAUCGCCCCCACCAUCUCCCUGAUUGGCCUGUCCCUCUUUGACUCGGCCGGCAUGAAAGCAGGAGACCACUGGGGCAUCUCAGCCAUGACGACGGUGCUGAUUGUGGCCUUCUCCCAGUACCUGCGGCACAUCGCCGUGCCCUUCCCCGCCUACAACCAGAAGAAGAAGUUCCACACCUCCAGGAUGUACAUAUUUCAGAUUCUUCCUGUGCUUCUUGGCAUAACACUCUCUUGGCUCAUCUGCUACCUUCUUACCAUCUAUGAUGUCCUGCCGUCUGACCCAGGGACGUAUGGCUAUCUUGCCCGGACAGACGUGAAGGGAGAUGUCACGGGCCAGGCCCCCUGGUUCCGCUUCCCUUACCCAGGUCAGUGGGGCAUUCCAACUGUGAGCCUGGCAGGGGUGGUUGGGAUCAUGGCAGGGGUGGUGUCCUCCAUGGUGGAGUCCGUGGGCGACUACCACGCCUGCGCCAGGCUGUCAGGGGCCCCUCCUCCGCCCAAGCACGCCAUAAACCGCGGGGUGGGGAUGGAGGGGAUCGGCUGCCUGCUGGCCGGAGCCUGGGGCACUGGGAAUGGCACCACUUCCUACAGCGAGAAUGUGGGAGCGCUGGGAAUCACACGGGUGGGGAGUCGCAUGGUGAUUGUGGCCAGUGGCAUCCUGAUGGUUAUCAUGGGAAUCUUUGGGAAAAUUGGGGCCAUUUUUACCACCAUACCCACACCUGUCAUUGGAGGAAUGCUGCUUGUCAUGUUCGGAGUCAUUUCCGCUGCCGGAGUGUCAAACCUGCAGUAUUCAGACAUGAACUCUUCGAGGAAUAUCUUCAUUUUUGGGUUUUCCAUGUUCUCUGGGCUGGUCAUACCCAACUGGAUCAUCAAGCACCCCACAGCCAUUGCUACAGGUGUCAUUGAGUUGGACCAGGUUCUUUUGGUGCUUCUGACCACCAGUAUGUUCGUGGGCGGUUUCUUUGGGUUCAUCCUUGACAACACAAUCCCAGGCUCUAAAAGCGAGCGAGGCAUUUUGGCGUGGAAGGAGGCACACAACGAGGCCUCGGGAGAAACCCUGGAGAGCGGGGAGGUGUACGACCUCCCCUUCGGCCUCAGCGCUCGCCUCUCCAAGUCCUCCUGGGUCAGAUACAUACCCUUCUGCCCCUCCAUGCCCUUGCCCCCAGAGGACAAGGAGGAAGUAGGAAAAUCUGGCCCCACAACCAUCUCAGUUGGAGUGGCAGUGUGAACACAGUGACUCAUUCCCCACACGGUGCAGCCUUAUCAAGUCACAGUGCAAGCUCUAUCCCCGACCUCACUUACUGCAGAAAACGCUGCUCUGUUUGAGUGAGUGCUUCUUCAUUCAAUAUCUGUUUUUUGCAUAAAGAUUUUUCACUGAAGGACUAUUUUUCUUUGUGAUGCAUAAUCUAUAACUCUAAUGAUUUUGUAUAGAAUAACAAAUGGCUUGAUUUUGUAGUGUAAAAUAAACCAUAUGCACUUCACUACAUGGACACUCAUGAAUCAAUACACAACUGACACAUCACUUUCAACAAGCUGCCAGCAUAUCACUCCUAUACCUUUACAAAAUGUGUUUUUUGUCUCUUUUAAGUUUCAUAUUGAAGAUUUCCUGAUUUAUCUUGGGAAGAUAGCUAUAUUUAUCUAAAUUUAAAAACCUUCUUGUCAUUUAUCUGUGACCAUAGCAUAGCUUAAUUCCAACCAGCUGAGGGGGAGGGGUUGUUAUGCAUUACAUUUUCACCAAUAUUGAAAAUGAAGGAGACCAUAUUAUUUGGUUUAUUUUCAAGACAAUUCAAAAUUUUGCAAAGUAUAAAUAAUGUAUGACCUGGAAAAACUUAAGACAUUAAUUAAUAGAAGGAGUACCUAUUUUAAAUAUUGAAUAUUGAAAUUCCUUAUGCAACGUUUUUUGCUUUGUUCCACAAAGCAGGAUUACUGAGUUAGUUCAGUAGUCCCGUCAAGUCCCAAGAAGUCAAAUCAACUACACACAUUUGUUAACUAGAAUUAUCAGUAUUAUAAUUGGAUGUUGAUGAAAAGUGCGCAUCUCAAAACGGUGAGGUCAGAUCCUUAAGCAGACAAUCUGAACAUUCUACCAACCAUGUCAGGCUCCAGGUUAAAACUUCGAUAAACUGUACUAAUUUCAGUGGGGAAAUAACAAAAAAGAAUUGCAUUUCAAGAUUUCAUUGACUUUGUGCACAGCUAUCUUACAGUGAUCAGAGCCUACAGUGUAUUUAAUUCCUGAACGGAUGUUUCUGCACUGACUUGAGAUGAAUGAGGAUUUGGGGGGAUUCCAUUGAAACCAGGAUCACUGCAGUCCUGUUUCAUACUGACAAAAUAAUUGGUAAAAUAUAAACCUAUAAAUAAAGUUUAUAGAUCACACGUGGUCUGGCUAACACCUCACUGCCCUCUGAGGUCCUGCUUUAAGGCCCUGUACAGGCUGACGAAGGACUCUGCCCAAUUGUCCCGCUGGUGCCCGCUGGUGUUAGCCAGCCUGUUGGCGGCGUACACCAUGGUCAGCACGGUUCUCUCGAAGUCGCUCUUUCUGAGCGGGCCCUGGUGCUGGGACAGGUCGGCGGCCAGCCGGCGGAUGUCCUUCAGGCUUUUGGGCAGGACGUCCUCGCAUAUGGUCUCCAGAGUACGCGUCUUCCGCAGGGAUGCCAGCUCCUCGUCCUGCACGCCGAACGGGAUGCUCUCGUCUCCUAUCUGCAGCCCUGACAGCAUUAUCUGCAGCAGGAGGGAGCGAGAGGGGGAAUGAGGCCAACUGCUUUGUUUUUGGUCAGGAUGCAGCGCAUGGAACCGAGACUGUCGUACAAUUGUGUUAAAAUGCAAGGGGACAUUAUACACUGUUCAAUAACUGGAGUUUGAAACAUAAAUAUUUAGACUCUUCCAAGUCGAGUCUUCCAAGGCCCUUUUAACUGGAAAAGUCCGUUCACUACAGCAAUGAAACAGAGGGUGGCCAAAACUGGAAAAAGAGUGUUUUUGGAAUUUGGAAAAUCAAUACCUGUUCUCUUUACACCCAAUCAAUCACUUUGUGUCUCUCUGAAUAGGAACUACUGUAACUAUUAAACCGUUACAGUAACUGCACCCUUUGUCAUCGAUUUUAAAAUUAAUUAUUUGUCACAUCCGUACCCUUCUCCGUUGUUCUUUCCCUUGGCUAUAUGUUUUCUGUAUUCUGCCUUGUCUUUGUGGCUUUUGUCUCAGUUCUCUGCCUUUAGUUUUUCAGUCUGUCAACCUCCUUUCACCUCUGCCUCCCAUUCCUUAUUUUUAUUUCCUACCUGUCUUGUUUCAGCUGUUUCUCGUUGGCUAUCGUCAGUGUUCUAUUUAAACUGCCUGUUUUUGUAAUUCUGUGCUAGUUCAUCAAAGCUGCUUCCUGAUUCCUACCUGUACCCUAUUGUUUGUUCUAGACUCUGUUUCCUGGACCUGUUUUAGUUCUGUUUAUCUGUUCUGUUUAUUUGGAUUUCCUGGCCAUUGAUCUCUGCCUGGCUCUGUACUUUCUACAUUAAAAAUUUUAUUUUGGUAUUGAGUGUGCAGCCACUCAGGAUACUGCAACUGAAAAUAAAACAGACAAGUCUACUCAGGCUUGUCAAAGACUUUUCUCA